Cylas formicarius (sweet potato weevil) is the source of this 4230-nucleotide messenger RNA. Its product is annotated as cilia- and flagella-associated protein 61-like. The record is from RefSeq and is a predicted model, not a curated record. The coding region runs from base 98 to 4159 and encodes 1353 amino acids. NCBI's taxonomy places the organism in Eukaryota, Metazoa, Arthropoda, Insecta, Coleoptera, Brentidae. The transcript is spliced from 24 exons.
UAUCAGAACGAACAACCGUUAAAAUUGUCCCAUUAAAUAUUGGAUUUGAAGCUAUCCUAGUACCUUGUGGACAUCGAUAAGGUAUGAACUUUUGCCAAUGAAUGAAUAUUAUGUUUUACAUUUUAUUGCUGUGCAGUAUUUUGUAAAUCAUGAUAAUAAAUUCAAAAUAACCGUAAUUCAACAAAGUUGCACCAUGGUGAUUGUAAGAUCAUCUCGUCUAAAUGUCAAAAAAGCUAAAGCAGCUCCUUGUCACGUUAAACACAGCGUCAUAAUUACAAAUAUUCUCAUGGAGAGAGAGAGCCAGACAUCUUGCCUAUCUCAAGAAAGAUACACGUUGCUGUCGCCAAAGAAUGUGAAGAGAGUUGGGAUCGAUCAAGCCAAGGCUAUCGCUCAUUGUAUUACCCUCCAAACGGAGGAGUUGUUUGGAGAGAUCACCUCGAUCGAGCAACUUUUAUAUCAAUGUCACUUGUCUCUGGGGAUUGACGACGGCGAAGGCAACAUGGUCGCUUUUUUAUGCCUCCAUACAUACCCUCAUAUUCCUGCGAUUCCUCCGUGCGAGUGGGAGCGCUGGCUGACGAAUAUUUACGGAAUCGAAGACGCUCACAGCGAAAACACUCUUUGGGUUCGCCUCUUCGCGUACCAGACCAAGUACGAGAUGUUUUUCAUGAAAGCCAUUGCGCAAUAUGUGUUCAAGACUUGUAGAUACCUCGCGAAUAUUUUGUUAGUACUGCCACCCAUCGAAGUCGAUGUGGGUUGCAUCGAAGACGUUUCUGUUCGAGUUUUUCCUAAGGACUGGGACGGCUCGACGAAAACCCAGUCCCUGUACCGAAUCAACCGGGAUCGAAUCAUGCCGCUCUAUAAAGUGAGGAGGGCCGUAGAAGAAGACAACGACGACUUGGUGCCUCUAAUAGACAAGCAUUCAAAACGACUGGUCGCACUAUAUGGGGAAUACUACAUAGCCGAACUGCUGACCAGACAUAAAGAUUCAGGACGGCAUAUAAUCGUAGCAGAGUACCGCGACUCGGCGGUAGCGGUAAUCAUAUUAAACGACUCAGUUAAUUACGACAGGUUAAAUGAAGAAUUCGAACUCGUCCCUUUCAACGGAUUCAAAAAACCUAGUUCGGAAGAUCACGUCGAAUUCGGAUGUCCCAGCCAAAUGGACAUGAUGGAAUCGGUUUCGGACUUUGCAGAUAGCGCCGAUAAAGAACUGUCACACAAAGUCCCUAAAGCGGUCUUCAGCCCAGAUUUCGAAGACAAAAAUGAUCGCAAAGUGGAUGUGAGUCGCACUGAGAGUGACUAUUCUUUGCUUCUUACCACAGAUCCGUUCGUUUUUGAAGAAGACCAAGAACUGGACACGCAAGGUGUCGACGAAUAUACCCUUACUCAAAAAUCGGAGGAAACUCAGGACACCAAAGUGCGCGAUUUGAGCUCGCAACUAACACACGUUUACCCUAGCGAGGAAUUAUCUAAAAAUGUUGCAAUUUCCCGCAUCGUUCAAAGGUUACCAAAGUUUGUAGGCGAGCCAAACGCCUUUUGCAUCGAAGUAGCAGCCUGUCACGCAGAUCACGAGUUCAGCAUAUACCAAGUUUUGGAGGCAGUGUUUCAAUGUUUUCCCAACAAGGAAUAUUGCAUCAUGAGUCUGCCAUGCAGCGCGAACGUGGAGCCAUGGAUGUUUCCGUUUGUCAGGGUGAUUCGAAGACCGACUAGUACUUAUCCAUACGAACUUUAUGCAUCCCAUAAGAACGCUAUUUUAGGACGACUAGAAGUUUGUGCUGCCGUGAGAGAUCGUAUGACUGAAAUCCAAACUCUCCUCAGUAGCAUUCCUAAUCACGCUGUGAUCCUUUCUCAAGUUGAAAAUUGUUUAGAAUGCCCAAGCAGUCCCUAUGAGUGUUUCUUGUUUCUAUGCGAACGACAAGUCAUAGGACUGGCAGUAUUAUCAGAAGAACACGAUGUUGCAUACCAAGACUCGUUCUACAAUAUCCGACCGUGGAUUCGACCAAAAUAUUACAAAAACGGUAGCUUCGGAGUUAUAGAAAGCAUAGCCGCGUCUCCAAUAUUUCACUGUGGAUUCGAGUUUUUCAAACGAGAACUUCACAGACUCAGCUACUACCAAGUUCUUUUCUACAAGCACCAAAAGUCAUCCAAGGAGACGCUACCUUUACCAAACGACCUGCACUGGCUGAUUCCCGCUUUGCCUAGACAAACGCCUGAAUAUGAUUAUAAGAGACUUUCGGAAGAAGGUUACGACGUUUCGAAUGCAAUAUUCCCCAAAGAUCCCUACAGCCUAUAUCUCAGUUCGACAGCUUCUUGUAGCAUCUCUAGACUGCCGAUCAACACCCGCAUCGUAGUGGCCGGUUGCAGCAAUACAGCUUACGCUUUUAUGGAGUCACUGAUUUUCAAACAGACAAAUACGAAUUACCAGGUGACGUUUAACAAUAUUACGCUAGUGUGCGCUGACGGAAUUAAUCCUAAAAUUCCGAAAAAGGCGCAAGAAUUCUUCGCUGUCCAGAAAAAUUUCAUCACUAGCAAAUAUCUGGAUACGAUCCGCCUGGAAACCUACGUCAACGUUGUAAACGGAGUUCUCACGGAAAUAAAUCGAAAAGACCAGUACAUCGUAAUCAACGACCAAGCGAUGUUGCAAUACGAUCUUUUGUUCUUAAUGUGCGGGGAGGAAUUUCAAAUGCCGCUGAAAAGCUAUAAGUUACCGUUCGUCGAGACCCCGAACAAUGUGUUCCUUAUAAACGGACCUUUAGACGGAAAUCGAGCAGUUGCAGAAUUGAAAAAAAUGCGAAACCAUCGAACUCUGGAAGACACCGUGAUUGUUUAUGGGCAUUUUCUGCAGUCGUACGUCUGUUUGGCGGGAUUGUUAGAAUACGGGGUACCAGGUUCAUGCAUUGUCUUCGUGGAACCUUUUCCGUACCGCAUGGCGAUUGAUCGAAAACGGAGGCACAACAUAUCCAUCUUUAAUGACUCCGAAAUUUAUCACGCAACGAUCAAAUUCAUACGAGCGCAAGGCGUAACGGUAUACCCUUCGUAUUAUUUUAUCGACUGGACGUACUGUCCAAAAGAGAAUCGAAUUUCAGCCGCAAAGUUCGAGUCGAAACACAAAAUGAUAGAAGUGAAAUGUCAAGCCGCCUUUUUCUUUUACGAGAAAGGCGUCAGCCGCAGAAUAUACCAAGUGGUCAGCAAAGCAGGACUAGUUUUUGACGGUCGUUUGGUAGUCGAUAACGACUGCAAAACGAACGACGAGCGGAUCUACGCGGCCGGCACUCUGACCAAAUAUUCCAGGAAAUAUUUCGCUUCCAAUAUGGCGCACAAGUUUUUUAACAGAGUCGAAAUAGGGCGUAAGCUGGGCCGCCAAAUCAGGAACAUGCUUGUGCCCGGACACGUUAGGCGGUCUAAUUCAAAGAAACUUGGGUGGAACUUCCAUCUAGACAUUCGUAAUAGGCUUGUACCAAAAUAUGAACAACCCGUCAUGCGCUACUGUAGGUUACCAGGAGGCCUGUAUUAUCUGUCGGUUGUGAAACCGGGACGUAGGAUUCCCGUAGAAGCUGCCAGUUCUCAGGAAAACUACGGUCAAGUCUUUGUAACAGGAAACUGUCGCAAUCUGGAUCAACAAGGUUUCUUCAAGUUACAUUUCAGUGAAUAUGGCAGAGUCGACACCAUAACUUGUUUAAGCAAAUCUCCCAUAGACUUCAAAAAUUUGUACUGUUUAUGGGGAAAACACAACAAAUUGCUGAACAAUAUCCAAAAGCGCUUUGAAAUGAGCCUGAUUUCUGAUUUCUACGAGUAUUUCAAGCAGCCGUGGGCGUAUGCAUUGUACCACGACCGAUUUAACCAAUUAAUGAAAGAACUAAACAAUUUGAUGACCUCAUCGGUGGGUUCUGACAGAGAAUGUCUGAUUGCGGACGUGAUAGAGCAGUACAAAGUUCGCAAAUGGCAACCGCUGACAAGCGAGCAAGAAGAGGCCCUCAACUCCAAGUUUUCCAACAUGUUGUAUCCAAAAAUCAUAGAGCAGAUGGUGUUGAAUUUUAUCCAAGAGAAUUCCGAUUAUUUGUGGAUGUACGCCCAUCCAACGCUCGUAAAGAAUAUGCUAGAAGGAUUCGACAGGAGUCCGAUGUUCUCUAAGCAACGCUAUGUUACCUUGAACAUGCAGUGAUCGAUGACUAAGGUUAAAAUUAAAGUCUUAUUAUGCAAAAUGUUUCAAUGUUUUGACUUCUUGUAUUUAUC